GGCACAUUCACUUCAGUAGCCAGAAGAGUUCUUUCCAUUAUUAUUUCUUUUUUUUUUCCAGCACUCUGAGGAAAAUGCCAAGUCUCUCAGAAGAUUCAUCUCUACAGACGGCGUUCAUUCAGGAGCUGAUGGAGUGUGUCACUCAUCCCCAUAAACAUGGCAGAAAGAGACCCGGUGAAGGAGAAGAUCUACGCUAAGACAAUCGAGGACGCUAUUUACUCCUUCACUUCACUACAUCAGUGGCUGUUGUGUUUUUUUUUAUGGAUGGAUGGAUGGAUGGAUUGAGGAAGGGAGGGGGAAGUUUUCAGUGUUGGUGCACAGAGAGGGGUGUGUCUUUAUAAAGGCAGCCGAGCAACAGCGUCCUCUCACAGCUGAACAGGAGCUGAUAACAGGAGACUACUGAGGGUUUAUCAUUUCACACGUCUUCUCAGGACAGGUACACGUCUGCACUCAGCACAGCAACACUUCACUACAAUCGGUGUAUAAUGAUGAAGACACCAUUCUGGACUCUCCUGCUGAUGGGGCUGUUUGUCCCCGGACGUGGUGACUGUCAGAAAGACUGUGUCUCCUGCAGCCAAAUCCUUCCCAAAGACCACAGCUUUGACACACUGGUGUGUUUGGUGGAAUGUCGCAGCAGGGUUGAUAUGGGGCUCACGUGGGAGAGGUGUCAGAGCACCUUGGAGGAGAAACCCCUGACGUCCCUGUCCGUAGGGAACUCCGUGUUGAAAAGAGCCGAGGAGGAAGUGGAAACCGUCCUGCCCGUGGGUCAAUCUGACGGAGGUCUCACGUAUUCUGGAACCCUGCAGCGCUUCGAUCAUGUGGCACGAGCUUUGGGUCUUGACGAACUCAACCAGGAGACCGAAAUCCCCAAGUUUAGUCCAUUGUCCGUUCAGCCUCCGUCUGCACAGGAAGAACCAGACGCUGAAGACUGGGAGCUGAGAAGCGACCGAGACGGAGGACCUACUGUGAACCGCAGCAAACGUUUCGGAGGCUUCCUCAAAAGCAAGUACGGCUACAGAAAGUUCAUGGACCCCGGUCGGUCUUUGCAGAAGAGAUACGGUGGCUUCAUAGGCAUCCGCAAGUCGGCCCGCAAGUGGAACACCCAGAAACGCUUCAGCGAGUUUCUAAAGCAGUACUUGGGCAUGACCACUCGAGCGAGCGAGUUCAACAGCGUGUCUAAUGACAUCACCCGUCAGAACGAGGUGUGAGUAUCACCGCUAGUGCUACGUUUCCCCAGCAAGGCCUUCAUCUCUUUCACCUAAUUAAAAAAAAAAAAAACUGACCUCUUCAACAUGGUAGCAAAUCUCUGAGUCCUUGUGAAGCCAAGUUUUAUUUAUUUUCUAUCCAGAAAUUUUCAAGCAGUUUCCAGACGCUUCAUUUCAUCAGAUGAAACUGGUAUCAAGCUUCAGCGCUA
Molecule: messenger RNA, 1414 nt
Organism: Tachysurus fulvidraco (yellow catfish)
Lineage: Eukaryota; Metazoa; Chordata; Actinopteri; Siluriformes; Bagridae
Gene: pnoca
Product: prepronociceptin a
Exons: 4
Coding region: 486-1208 (240 amino acids)
Biological process (GO): chemical synaptic transmission; sensory perception; neuropeptide signaling pathway
Cellular component (GO): axon terminus; plasma membrane; dendrite
Molecular function (GO): opioid receptor binding
Source: RefSeq, a predicted model, not a curated record